Dermacentor silvarum is the source of this 708-nucleotide messenger RNA. RefSeq names its product ovalbumin. Bases 1 to 708 code for a protein of 235 amino acids. Gene Ontology annotation, molecular function: serine-type endopeptidase inhibitor activity. The record is from RefSeq and is a predicted model, not a curated record. NCBI's taxonomy places the organism in Eukaryota, Metazoa, Arthropoda, Arachnida, Ixodida, Ixodidae. The transcript has 2 exons.
AUGGCUACGGGCGUCCUGACGCUGAAGCUGGCGUUCGACCAGCCGUUCCACAAUCCGCGAGUCCAGCUGCCGUUCUUCACCUCUUCAGUGGAAUCGCAGUCCGUCGAGUCCAUGCACACGGUGGGAACGUUUGGCUACAAGCAGCUUGCAGACCGUGGCUUCGACGCCGUGGCAUUGCCACUGCUAUCCGGAAACCUCAGCUUGCUCCUUCUGAUGCCUGUCGACGGUUCCAGCCUGGCGGCUGUCCGCAAGAGCCUCGUCAUGCAUCCGGACGUGCUGCUCAACCUCGAGGCCGAGAUGGACCCCACCGUUGUCGAGGUCACACUUCCUCGGUUUAAGGUGACCGCCGUAUGCGGACUUAAGUCGGCACUGACCUCGCUGGGCCACGGCUUCGUGUUCGACCGCUUCCAGACCAACAUGGGGGCAGUCAGCCGGCACGGUCACGCCUACGUGUCCAACAUCCUGAACGCCGUGUCACUCGACGUCGGUCCCAUCACGGCGACGGCGACGGCGACGACGUCCGGAGGCGAACCGGACGCGCCUGUGAACGAAGCUGCCGACGCCUCGACGACGAAUCCCGCGGUCGCCUUUCACGUCAACAGGCCGUUCAUCUACGUGGUGACCGACAAGACAGACGGCUUGCCUCUGGCCAUCGGACAGUUUGUAGAUCCAUCAGGCACAGCCAACGACGCUGCCAGCAAGUUGUGA